GCACGUUCAUAAUAUCCUCUAUGUAACCAACUUCUCCUUCUCCUUAAUAUCAAGUUUCUGGGAUUUGUUUAAUUUUUUCAAACGUACAGAUUUAAGAUUAAAGAUCUUUCCUUUGCAUUAAAGAUUGGUUUAGGAAUUCUGGCGCGGGGAAAAGCUGUUAAAGAUGAUAGGAGGAUUCAUCUCAAGAGGGUUAAUUCUGGUUCUUGGGUAUGCCUAUCCUGCAUUUGAGUGUUUCAAAACAGUGGAGAAGAAUAGAGUAGAGAUUCAAGAACUUAGAUUUUGGUGUCAAUAUUGGAUUAUUGUAGCGGUGCUGUCAGUUGUUGAAAGGAUUUUCGAUACCUUUGUCUCUUGGCUGCCAAUGUACGAUGAGUUGAAGUUGGCUCUCAUCAUUUACUUAUGGUAUCCCAAAACAAAGGGGACAAGAUAUGUCUAUGAAUCCUUUUUGCGGCCUUAUUUGUUGAAGCAUGAGAAGGAUAUCGACCGGAGUUUACUGGAAUUUAGGGAGAGAGCAUGGAGCCUGACCAUUUUUUAUUGCCAAAACUGCACACAACUAGGUUCAGCAAAGAUUGUGCAAUUCCUCCAUUUUGUAGCUUCCAAGUCUGCAAGGAGUAAUCCUAAAUCUGAGAAAGUCGAAAAUCAGCAAUCUAAUGAAGCUUCUCCACCUCCGCCUCCUCCUCCUCUCACCCCACCUAGUACACCAUCAAGAUUAGACAAGAAGAAUGAGAGUGACAGUCCAAGGCGGCCAAUUACACCAAGAACACCCUCCUUUCGUCGUGCCCAAACAUCUAAAUCCGAAUCCGUCCGAGUUCAGACACAAAACAUUGACACUAAGAAUGUUGUAAACCUGGAUGAGGAUACCGGUUCGCCUAUGGAACGACAUUUACAUGAUGCCCGGCUUAAGCUUAGGAGAUUCAAAGCUAGCGACUAA
Molecule: messenger RNA, 928 nt
Organism: Olea europaea var. sylvestris
Lineage: Eukaryota; Viridiplantae; Streptophyta; Magnoliopsida; Lamiales; Oleaceae
Product: putative HVA22-like protein g
Exons: 7
Coding region: 164-928 (254 amino acids)
Source: RefSeq, a predicted model, not a curated record